Puccinia graminis f. sp. tritici CRL 75-36-700-3 is the source of this 1376-nucleotide messenger RNA. RefSeq lists its product as uncharacterized. NCBI's taxonomy places the organism in Eukaryota, Fungi, Basidiomycota, Pucciniomycetes, Pucciniales, Pucciniaceae. The record is from RefSeq and is a predicted model, not a curated record. Gene Ontology annotation, molecular function: protein heterodimerization activity. The transcript is spliced from 4 exons. Bases 25 to 972 code for a protein of 315 amino acids.
AAGACAACGAAAAAAAAAAACGAGAUGAACGCAUCCCAGGAACGACGGACGCACCGAAACCAGCACCACAAACCCAGGGAACGACAGCCGGAACUCAUUAAAAUCACAGAGGAGACCGCACGGUUCGGCUUGCUACGGUUGAUCGCCAUCCAGCUUGGCACGGCCGGGUUCACGCAUGUCGAACAUCGCUCGCUGAUCGAAGACCUCGAAGGAUUAGUCAGUGGCCUCUUAGAUGGAAUCAUUCAACUGGCCUAUGAGCUUGCCCAGCUCUCUAAUCGAUCAAGACCUAAUGUUCGUGACAUGAUCGCGGCUUGCGCUGAUCAAGGUAUCGAGGUCCAUCAUCUGAAUGAGCUCCUGUCUAUCCAACCCGCUCCUAACGAAGAGUUGAAGUUAGAGAUUCCAAGGGCUAGGUCGGACCAGCCGAUAGACCCCACCCUGGAUUUCCUUGCCUCGGACCCAGAGAGCGGGGACGAAGAGGACCGUAACGGAGGCGAUAUGGUGAUGAGCUCUCAUUCCAAGCGACAUCGACCCAACUCUGAACGGAUAGGUGGCUUGCCUCAUCUGCCCUCAUUACCCGCAAAACAUACAUGGAUACAUACCGCUUUGAAGCCAGCCUCAGCAACGGUUAUUCCACCAGAGCAUCUUUCACGGCCAGCCACAACAACCCAGCCGAUGACAAACUUACUGACAAACGAGUUCCUACAGGCAGAUGAAGAGGACCCGAAUACGCCCAGCUGUCUGGGCUUCUUGAACCGCCGGAUCCGGGACACCCGACUGGUCGAACGCUCGCUCACCAACCUAGUCCAGCCGAACUCGAUCCUCUCUUCUCCAUCUAACCCUCUCCUUCCUACUGCCCAGCCUCCCCCAUCUAGCCCGCUUAGAUCACCCCCGAAACUGCUCCUCUCUGAAGCCGAUAUCCCGAUCAUUAACUUCGAACGCGAUUGGUAUCCCGAUCAACAUUCCUCCGACUGAUCGAUGGUGAUGUUGUGAAUGAAGUGGAUGUUUCUUGUUUGGGUAGAUGUCUAUAGCCCGGGUUUAUCUCAUAUUGUACUUUUGUAAUCAAUUGCAUUUCUUCCUGUUGUUUGUAUAUCAGUGGAUAACCACUUGCGAAUCGUCCAUCCACUUCCUAGUCUCAGCGUGCCGAUGAAGGUUUUGUAAAAGGGUUAAGUGGUCAGAUUGACUAGAUUAGGCUGCGGGGUUGUCCCAGUUGAGGAGGAGUCUUUGGCACGAUCUGCUUGACAAACAUCAAUCUGCAGAACCCCUCCGAGUCAUCCUUGUAUGUAUUUGUUUUCUAUAUACAUUCUGCAGUGCCUCUGUCUGUUACGGAUGUAUCAUCGCAAUUGAUUGGCUAGAAUAUUCCGGCUGUUGGUGUCUAA